Hylaeus anthracinus is the source of this 6786-nucleotide messenger RNA. RefSeq names its product probable ATP-dependent RNA helicase DDX56 (gene Hlc). Bases 4987 to 6636 code for a protein of 549 amino acids. Gene Ontology annotation, cellular component: nucleolus. The record is from RefSeq and is a predicted model, not a curated record. Gene Ontology annotation, molecular function: ATP binding; RNA helicase activity; nucleic acid binding. The transcript is spliced from 6 exons. NCBI's taxonomy places the organism in Eukaryota, Metazoa, Arthropoda, Insecta, Hymenoptera, Colletidae.
AUAUAUAUAUAUAUAUAUAUAUAUAUAUAUAUAUAUAUAUAAUAAGUAGAUAGGUACAGAAAGGAGAGAGAAAAUUAUACCUUGUAGUCGACGUUACACAUAUCUUUAAACUUGUUCGUUUGUGAGCGUGAUGCGCAACACGGGUUCCAGCGACGCGCGUUGAUCUUAUUUAAGACGAUGAUAUCGCUCUGUAACGCGACGAUUCGACGCCAAGCGUCGCUGAUCAGACCGCGAUCGUUUGCGCCCAGUCGUCACGGUGGCGGACGACGCAUGUAGACCCGUGAAUAACGCGCUGGUAAUCCCUGGCCCAAAGUCAGUCUACAUAUCAGACUCUAGUUAGCACCAGGUCCCUUUUCAACUUUGGACAUCUUCACCUCGAGUACGAAUCUCUGGCGUGUUGGACGAUUCACGAUCCUACCGUCUCUAGAUGUCUCGGACGGAGAUCGUGGAUCGCUGAACAUCGAUCUCUGAGUCCUUUGAUAACUCCUCUUUCGCCUCAGUCACGGAAGCUGCGCUCAUUUUGUCCCAGGCGAUUUCGGGUAGACGUUUCACAAAGACCUCCCGAAGUCGCCCGACCCGUGGCCCUAGGAACUCUCCAUCCUUUUUGGAACGAAUACAGCGAUCUGAUUAGACUUUUGAAAAUUCUUUCAAAGCUUGAGCGUCAACACUCUAUGAAAUCGUUAUGUUCGUUCCACCCAGUAUGCAUCCUCUUCGGACCCAAAGUACUCGUACCGCCAGUUACCACUACUAACAAUAUUAUUCGCCGCUACCAACUGUAAUCACCGUCGAUACCGCUACCGCAUCGCCCCGUUAUCUGACAAAUUGUACACCGAAGCUACGUCGUAAACGGAAAUAUCGAGAGGCCAGACUCUUUCGAAGGGACAUCACUUCAUUUUUUUUUUAUUUAAUUUUUUUGUGUUCUCUUUUUGUCGGAGUAGCAUGUCACGGAACUCGAUCACAGCUGCGUGCUUCUCUCCUCACUCGCCUUCUUCUCUUGGUCCUCAUCAUCGCAGCGGCGCUCCUCUCGAUCACGUGUGCUGAGAGAAAAUUGUGACAUGCUCGCGAGUUACUCGAAUCGUUACGAAAAGCAAUACGAUACGGGAAAGGCUCUAUUGGCCGCUCAAGAUCACCCAGCAGGUUACUCCCACCUCGCUCGUGUACUUCCACUACUCCGCCAGGGAGAAUGGCUCUGAAUGGAACUCGGAUUAUGUGAUCAGAAUUUUUGGAAAAUGUUCUUUAAUUAUUGAUCGGCGUUUCGUAUUAAGUAAACUAGCGAGUAUAUAUGCAAUGACCAAGCAGUAUUAUUAUGAAAAUGCAACUUAGAGGGUGAAAAGACAAAUUUCUCUUAUAGCGCGAACAUCAGGGGCAUUCUUCAUCUCGCGGUUCAUUUCAGUUUUUUCGCGUUAAUCUGCAGGAAUCUUGAUAAAAGGAGGGGACUCGUUAAUGAUCUUGAGCUGCCAAUUGAGUUCGAUCUGACUGUAGUAUACGAUACAUUCGUUUGAGGAAGAAAACAGUUGCUUCGAAGGGCUAAGUAACACGAACGGUGGCUCUCGAUUAAGAAUCUCGAAGCGUGUAUUAUACUAUUUGCCUCUUCAAAACAACCUAUUUCUAUCUUCAAAUAUUCUCCCGCGUCGUUGACAUAUAUUUUAGGCCCUAAAUUAGGCGACCGUUACCGUAACGUAUCAAACAAAGGAAAAUAUGUUUCGUCGAGGUAUUUUAUUAACAUUUUACAUUACUCGUGCGAUCGAAAACGGAGAAUAUUAUAUUUUCGAUAAUUCAGUUCUACGAUUAUGCUAUCGUAGACGACGGCCAUUGUUGAGGGCCACGGAGAUAGGGUUCGUGGACAGCCUGUUUAAUGAAGUUAAGGAAAACUAUUUUUUCUUUCCUUUGCACGUGUUAGUAUAGAAAAUAUAUUUCAUAAGAAGUUUACGCGUCGAUUAAAUCAAUUCAAUUCGAAAGGAAAUCCCGGAAUUUCGAUCCACAAAUUCGAUCGACCUUUUUAUUAUUUAUCUGCGCCGUAAUUUGUCGAUUUCUCUCAGCGCGCAGUCAACAUUUCAGUACCCGUUCAUCGUCGAAACCUCUCCGAAUUCGAAACGCCACUCGCGAAUGUCUUAUUGUGAUAAUCGAAGCGUCGAUUGAAAUAUCGAUCCGUUGCGAACGAAAGACGAAGAAUCUUAAGCAUUUACGAUCGUUGGUCAGCGUUAUUGGUACGACUGUCGAUGUGUGUUUUCAUCUCGCGAAACGAACGCUAAGGGCAACGUUUUCUCACGCCAAUCUGUUUGUUAUGUAUUCGUAUCGUCGUAUACUUUUUACGUAAAUCGAUAAGUUGUUGAUUAGUUGCUAUACGCGGAAGGACGAACAAUCAUCCUGCGGUUUUAAUUUAAAAAAAGGCGCACGGUGAUUAUCGUCCUCCCAUUUUGUUUUUUCUUUCUUUUUUUAUAAUAAGCUUUUAUUGCUCAAAAAUUCCCUCUCCGCCACUACGGAGAAUGUUUUCCAUUUUUGCCAACCGUUCGCGAAACCGUUGUCGAUUUUUCUCUGUUUAAACCACUCGUGGUUGUAUACUUCGUUUUGCGUCGGCGAACGUUUCGUUCGAUUCCCCCAAAAGGGAGACACUAACCGUGUUUUUAUGCAAGGUUUCCCCGCGCAAAGAGCAUUGGUCGCAAAAGUAUGCCACUUGAUAUUCAUAAUUGUUAAUACUUUAGCUUACCGAUCUUUCGUCAUUGGUUGUAGAGAAAUUUUGGACAGGCGAGAAACUUGUUUCGUAUUAGUCGUGUGAGUCAAGUUUUUCUAAAUAUUACGUCACCUCCUCAUUAUACGAGUUCAAACAAAGCAUAAAUGAUAUGGAAGAGAAAGUGGCGCCAAUAAUUUUCUAAACGUGGAAACCCUGUAUAACGGUGAAAAUAUCCAGUUACUGUUCGCGCGCGAGAAGAAUCCAUCCCGAUGAUUUACGUCGCUACAUGCAUUCUUCCAGCUCGCGAACAGUAGAACGAGCUCUUUUCAUUGCACCUGCACGCGCGAAAGCGAUCGAGAGUCGACAAUUGCGACUCUCCGUUUGCGUUUACACCGUUCCCACCUUCAUGCUCGGUUGAUGUCGGAUAUUCAGCGAUUGUACGUGUAUGUAAAAUGUGCACACAUCCUCAAACGCGCAUGCAUACACACAGAAACACACAAACACACAGACGCGCGCAUUGUAAUUUAUCGUCAAUGUUACUCGAGUGUCCGUCAAGGCUAUCCAAACGAUAACUGUUCGUUCCGACAGCUAUACUUGCGAAAUAUAUAAUACACGUAUUAUAACGUAUACAUAUAAUAUGUAUAUUAUGUAUCGUACAGAGGGAUACAUAGCCCGCACGAGUUAUCGACGACCAAAAAGUGCCGAAAACAUUGGCGAGAAAUAUCGUAAUAACUGGGAGGGGGGACGGGGGGGGGGGGAUUUAACGAGAAAUUAUCGUUUGCAACGGUGGAGUCCAAGUCAAGCUCCGGAGCUUGGGCACCUUCCCCCACUCCGUCUCCUAGCGCGCGCGAUCUACGACUGCGCAGACGUCCCGCUCAACUACGGCGCAGCUCAGCUGCGGCAGCUGUCUCAGUCGACUGCGGUCCGUCGAUGGGGAAUGAUCUUUGCGACGGGGCUCCACUGGUUUACACGAAUUACGUCGUACACGCACGAUCGAGAUGACGGCGUAACGCAGAGACACAGAGGUAUUACACACGUAUUUGGGACGGUACUCUCAUGCACGCGUACACACGCAUAUGUAUAUAUAUGCGUAUAUAUAUAUAUAUACACAUAUAUGCAUAUGUAUGUAUACAAUAACAAAAGAACACAAAAGUUUUAUUCGCAUCAUUACAGCAGCAGCUGCACCUCUUUUUUGAUUCUCACACGCACCCCCACACUGAUCUUCGAAUUGAACAUUCUUUUUUAGCGGUCAGAGAGAGGGAUCCGCGAAUUUACCAACCACUCGAAUAGAGAUUUAAUGUUUGUAAGGGCAAUAACGAUUGUAAAUUCUUCAAGUACACUGUAUUUGAAUGUAUAAGUUGCAUAAAAAAGACAGAUUUUUUAGAUAUUGCACUAUAAUAUUUAUUAUUCUAAGGUUAACGAGACAGGGUCGCGAUUCGCCGCGCUCGCGAUACCUCGCCCGCGCUCUCAUCCUUUAUUGGCCUCGAUCGCGCUCGAUUCCCGACUUAAUCCUCGGGAUCGACAGCGAACGAGAUUUCGUAUUCGAUCGACCCCCCCCCACGAAACCCCGCGGUGUAAUUUCAUUUUCCAUCCUCGUCGAAGUACCCGAGCGAGUUUACCACUUCACCUGAACGAGGGAAAUACAUUUAUUAGCGAUCGAAAACGCCGAGUCGCAAGCGCGGCCGCUUCGCGGCGAUCAUGAAUUAAUAUUAAUUAAUAAAGAGGCAAAGCGAAUGCAUUGUUCUUUCCAAUAAAAGAAGAAGCAAGAUUUUUAGUGUUUACACUACAAUUGAUAAACGAUUCUAUUAUUACAUAAUAUUAUAUUAAUAACAAUAUUAUUACUGUAAUGUUUGUUUUUGGUUAUUAAAGUGUGUAUAUAGCAAUAUAUUCUAGAAAUGGUCUCCACUGUUGAAUCUCUUGCUCGCCAAUUUCCCAAUCGACGUAUUCGUCAGACAUAGCCAUCGUAUAGAUCACGACCGAUCUAUCAGUAUGAUCUAUAGUGCAAUUUAUUUACAUGCUUGUCAUGCAUUAAAAAAAUCGUGAUCUCUGGUCUAAAUACAAUAUCGAUAAAUCUAUUAGUUAAUUGACAGAUUAAUGUUUUGUAUCUUCAAUUUGACGCUUGGAAUUUUUAUUUAUAUAAAGAUUUUUGAAGAUACAGUCUGCGCUUCAAGUAGAUUCAAAUGCGAGAUUCGAGUUGGGUUCACGUGGAAUUCACCAGAUGACGCUGCAUUCGAACGAACGCCUAUAAGUAAACAAGUAUAUAGGUGACAGUUCGACACGUGCUAUUAGUUUUCUUGAAUAAAUUUGUAUUCAAUAUGUCGUCAAACGAAAUGGAAGUAGACGAUGAAACUGAGACGAAGCCAAAACAUUUCCACGAGUUAGAAUUAGACGAUAGAAUACUAAAGGCCAUUGCAAAAUUAGGUUGGCUAGAACCUACAUUGAUACAAGAGAAAGCAAUACCAUUAUUGAUGGAAGGAAAAGAUAUUUUGAUUCGAGCACGCACGGGAUCUGGUAAAACAGCGGCAUUUGCUAUACCGCUUAUUCAGAAGAUUCUGUCGAACAAACGAAUGCAAAAGAAACAGGAAACUAAAGGUCUGAUCGUUGCUCCGAGCAAAGAAUUAUGUAAACAAAUACAUGAUGUGGUAGUUAGCUUAACAAUAAAAUGCAGCAGAGAAGUAAAAGUGGUCGAUAUCAGUGCACAAGUAGAUUUGAUUGCACAGAAACCAUUGUUAGCAGAGAAACCUGAUAUUGUUGUUGGCACUCCAGGCAGAUUAUUGCAGCAUUUAAAAGCUGGCAACAUGAAGUUGAAACGUUCUCUAGAAACAUUGAUAAUUGACGAGGCUGACUUGAUAUUUUCAUUUGGAUACGAGGAUGAAAUAAAAGAUGUGUUGCAAUACUUACCCAAUGUAUACCAAGCAGCUUUAGCUUCUGCAACCCUGUCUGAAGAUGUUGUAACUCUUAAAAAAUUGGUGCUUCAUAAUCCAGCAAUAUUAAAGCUAGAGGAACCUCCAUUAGCUCCACUGUCUCAGUUAACUCACUACAGUCUUGCUGCAGAAGAAAACGAUAAAGCUGCUAUUCUAUAUGCUUUACUCAAAUUGACUUUAAUUAGGGGAAAGACUAUCAUUUUUGUAAAUACAGUAGAUAGAUGUUAUAAAUUAAAGUUGUUUUUAGAACAGUUCGGUAUACCUACCUGUGUUUUAAAUUCUGAAUUACCAGCAGUUUCGAGAUGCAGAGCGGUCACUCAAUUCAACUCCGGAACGUACGACAUUAUAAUAGCAUCCGAUGAAAAAUCUUUGGAAGAACCUCAUGUAGUGAAAGUUAAAAAAGGAAAACGAAAGAAAGAUAAAGAAUCUGGUGUAGCACGCGGCAUAGAUUUUCAAUUUGUGUCCAAUGUGAUCAAUUUUGACUUUCCACUGGAUGUAAACUCGUAUAUUCAUAGAGUUGGACGUACCGCACGAGGCAAGAACCAGGGGACAGCAUUGAGUUUUAUAGCGAUAAAAGAAAGACCUCUUCUUGAUAACGUUGAGGAACAAUUAAAACAUUGUUACAAUAGCGAUAAAUUGUUCAAGACAUACCAAUUCAAAUUAGAAGAAGUUGAAGGUUUUCGGUAUCGAGCAAAAGAUGCUUGGAAAGCAGUAACAAGAAUAGCCGUUCGCGAAGCACGCUUGAAAGAAAUAAAACAAGAGGUAUUGACUUGUGCGAAAUUGAAAAGCUAUUUUGAAGACAAUCCAAGAGAUUUACAAUCGUUGAGGCAAGACAAAGCACUGCAUACUGUAAAAUUACAACCACACCUGAAAGAUGUGCCCGAGUACAUAGUCCCACCCACUUUGAAAAGACUCGUAGGUAUGGGUAAAAGAAAAAGAAAAUUUGACAGAGAGGCCGCAGGAUCCAGAUCUACCGCUACGCAGUCGAAAUACCAAGCACGCGCAUCGAAUCCUCUAGUUAGUUUACAAAUACGUAAAUAAAAAAAUUUUACGCUAAUGUACCUUGUAUAAUAUGUUACGAAUAAAAUAAUGUAAAAGGUAAUUACAAAUUAGGAUUAACUUUCGAAUUAGAAAGGGAGGAAAUGGUUUAUAGGAUUAUGAAAAUAAAAAUAAACCUUUUGUUUAAUCUAA